AAAAAGUUGCAUAUUGGAUUGUAACGUUACUGAAAAACAGGAACUCACAAAUUGAUCUGAUUACGAAACUAUCGGAGAGGAUGAAAGAUUCAAGCUUUGUGGACGUUCUCUAAUUAAUUUCGUCAGAUCUUCUUCUUCCAUGGCGAUGGCGAUGUCAAUGUCAAAGUUGAAAGCUUUAUCAUGAAAACCACAACUUUCUCUUCUCUUUCCAUUUUUUUAUCCCUUCGUUAGAAUCCAUUCUCACUUUUUUUUUCCUCCCCAAUACUAACCCGCGAGUCCAUCCUUGACCCUCGCCAAAACCUCGAUUUCGUGGAAAAAAAGUUGUCGAUUCGGUGUCGAUUUCCCUGCAAUCUCUGAUUCCUCGGGAUAUUUUACAGAAAUUCCCCUUGAUUUUAAUCUUCUGAUCAUCCGAUCAAUCUUCUUCUUCGAACUGUGUUGAGUCGGGAGGAGAAGGGGAAGCGCGAUUAAAUGGGGUGUUGCCUGAGCACGACGGCGGCUGGCUCGAAGUCUAGCCGGGUCUCGCGGUGGCGAUCCACCGGAAUCGUCGCCCUCCGCGACGCCAAGUUGAAGACAUUUCCCGAUGAAGUGAUCGAAAUGGAGAGAGCAGUUCGAACUCUCGAUCUAACUCACAACAAGAUCACUAAUGUUCCUGGAGAAAUCAGCAAACUGAUAAAUAUGCAGCGUCUGGUAAUAGCCGAUAAUCUAAUCGAGUGUCUUCCGGGGAAUCUUGGGAAGCUUCAGUCUCUCAAAAUUUUGAUUCUUGAUGGAAACCGCAUCAGUUGUUUGCCUGAUGAAUUGGGUCAAUUGGUAAGGCUUGAACAGUUGUCAAUCUCAAGAAAUAUGCUCAUAUACUUGCCUGACACUAUUGGAAGUCUUCGCAAUCUGGUGCUUUUGAACGUCUCAAAUAACAAAUUGAAAUCCCUCCCAGAAUCAGUUGGGAGCUGUGCUUCUUUGGAAGAAUUACAGGCAAAUGAUAACGUUAUUGAAGAUCUCCCCGUGUCACUGUGCAAUCUCGUACAUUUAAAGUCCCUUUGCCUCGACAAUAAUCAAGUGAACCAGAUACCCGAUAAUUUGCUGAAACAAUGCACAAGUCUACAAAACAUUUCCUUGCAUAACAAUCCCAUUUCUAUGGAUCAAUUUCAGCUGAUGGAAGGAUACCAAGAAUUUGAAGCAAGGAGAAAGAAGAAGUUCGAUAAGCAAAUCGAUUCCAAUGUGAUGAUCAGCUCCAAAGGCCUUGAUGUCGGUGUCGAUAAAUAACCUUCUCUAUUUACUCUUGCCAGAUCAGCGAAUCUGCAUCAUGGCAGGGACUAUGAUCUGUGUAAGCAUGGCUCUGAUCUUUCUGCAGGGUAGAAUGCCUCAACUGCCGUGAAAUGGAAGAACCCCCUUCGUUGCCUUUCUUUUUCUCAAUUCUUGUACACAUACUUGCCCAUAUACGCCAACAUGAAUGUACGUGUACACAUUAUGGACGCAUGCACGUACUUGUUUCUCUGUAUGUGGUUGUGUAUUAUUAUGUGAUUUAUACAUAUGAUGUAAACAUACAUAUA
Molecule: messenger RNA, 1544 nt
Organism: Tarenaya hassleriana
Lineage: Eukaryota; Viridiplantae; Streptophyta; Magnoliopsida; Brassicales; Cleomaceae
Product: plant intracellular Ras-group-related LRR protein 7
Exons: 10
Coding region: 469-1257 (262 amino acids)
Molecular function (GO): protein binding
Source: RefSeq, a predicted model, not a curated record